Brienomyrus brachyistius is the source of this 2974-nucleotide messenger RNA. Its product is annotated as deleted in malignant brain tumors 1 protein-like. The coding region runs from base 35 to 1006 and encodes 323 amino acids. The transcript is spliced from 5 exons. Gene Ontology annotation, cellular component: membrane. The record is from RefSeq and is a predicted model, not a curated record. NCBI's taxonomy places the organism in Eukaryota, Metazoa, Chordata, Actinopteri, Osteoglossiformes, Mormyridae.
GAGUCUCAGCUCUGGGGAGAGCUGGUUUGUCCUGAUGAAGAUGGAGAUCUGCCUGUUCAUCCUCCCUCUCUCAUGCCUGCUUCUCCUCACCACAGCCAACAGAGACCACAUGAGGCUGGUGAAUGGUAGCGGCUGCUGUGCUGGGAGAGUGGAGGUUCUUCAUCAAGGAGAGUGGGGCACAGUGUGUGAUGAUUCCUGGGGUAUGAAGGAUGCUGCAGUGGUGUGUAGGCAGAUGUUCUGUGGAGAUGCUGUAGCAACAUUCCAAAGUGCUUACUUUGGAAGAGGAACAGGGAGGAUCUGGAUGGAUGACGUGGCCUGUAAUGGAUCAGAGUCGACACUGGAGGACUGUAGACACAGAGGAUGGGGAGUUCAUAACUGUGGUCAUGAUGAGGAUGCUGGAGUCGUCUGCUCAGGCAGAAGUGAAAUGAGAAGUUACAUGAGACUGGUGAAUGGUAGCAGCCGCUGUGCUGGGAGAGUGGAAGUUCUUCAUCAAGGAGAGUGGGGCACAGUGUGUGAUGAUUCCUGGGGUAUGGAGAAUGCUGCAGUGGUGUGUAGGCAGAUGUUCUGUGGAGAUGCUGUAGCAGCACGAGGGAGUGCUUACUUUGGAAGAGGAACAGGGAGGAUCUGGAUGGACAACGUGGCCUGUAAUGAGCCAGAGUCGACACUGGAGGAUUGUGGACAUAAUGGAUGGGGAGUUCAUAACUGUGGUCAUGAUGAGGAUGCUGGAGUCGUCUGCUCAGAAAUAAGGUUGGUGAUGACCUCAUCUAGAGGAAACAGAACACUGACAGAAGGGGAUACUGUGAAUCUAAUAUGUGGCACAGAGAGCUGCUUUCUCAACCAAUCAGAUAUUGUCUGGUCAAAGGACAACCAGCCAAUCCCAGCAACACAGACCACACUUCACUUCAAUCCUGCUUGCAAAUAUCACUCUGGAAAAUACUCCUGUGCUUUAAAAGACAAUAAUGAGACUGUGUCUAAAAAAGUUAAUUUAGUUAUUGAAGGUCAGUAGAUCCAUCCUUAUGAUUUCUGUUGUUUUGCUUAAUUCAGCAUUUUACCAAAUCUAAGGCUGAUAAAACAUUUCUUCAUAUUUGUUUCUGGGUCCUAGAGGCAUUCACAGUACAUUAUACAGAGAAAACCCUGUGUGCCUUGAGAGGAUCAACUGUGAUCUUCCAAUGUAAAUAUGAUUAUCCAACGUCAUACAAAGUGGAAUCCAUGAUGUGGAGUGAUAAUACUGAGGACUGUACUGGAAAACCAUUUGUCUGUCACAGUGAUAAUGUAAACAUUAGUGCUGAGUACAGAGACAGAGCAGAGUUCUUGGGGAACAAAGUGAAGAACUGUACAUUAAAGAUAAAAAAUGUUACAAAGACUGAUGCUGGAGUGUAUAGAUUCAGAUUUACAACUAAUGGAUGUGAACAGUGUGGUCAACCUGGAGUGAGUCUUCAAGUAGAUGAAUUAACACUGGUGAUGACCUCAUCUAGAGGAAAUGGUACAUUGAUAGAAGGAGAUUCUGUGAAUCUGACAUGUGGCACAGAGAUCUGCUCUCUCAGCCAAUCACAAUUCACCUGGUUUAAAGACAACCAGCCAAUCUCAGAAACACAAUCCACACUUCAUUUCAAUCCUAUCUCCUACAAUCACUCUGGAACCUAUUCCUGUGCUUUAAAAGGCAGUGAGGAAACUAUGUCUAAAGAAGUACAUUUGUUCAUUUCAGGUAAGUCCACUUUUAUAAAGAAGUUGACUAUUUUUAUUAAGCUAAACCAAAACAUAUAAUUAUAUAUUUCAUAAAGUUCUUUUAUUAUACUGGAAAAGUAUUUUAGUACUGCUUUAACAUGUGUCAACUAAAUUCUUGUGCUUUAAAAUCAGGUUUUUAUUUACUUCUUUUUUCCCCCAAUAUGCUGCAUGACUGCUUAAUUGUUGUAGUAUGUACUGACAGUUUAAGGUAAGUGAAUAAUACUAUACAUGCAUAAAGAUGUAUGGAUAAUAUAGUGUAAAAUAAAGGAAACUUCCAUCCAUUUUCCAAACCGCUUAUCCUUCUGGCUUGUGGGGGGUCCAGAACGCAUCCCAGAAGCUACAUGCACGAGGUGGGGAACAACCCAGGAUGGGGGCCUAGCCCAUCGCGGGGCACAUUCACACACCAUUCACAAUGUAGUAACUGAAAUUAGCCUCAGCAUGCCUUUGGACUGUGGGGGGGAAACGAGAGUGCCCAGAGAAAACCCCCACGGCGACAUGGGGAGAAAAUAAUAAUAAUAUUAACACAUUUUAUGUAUGUAGCACUUUUACAUGAACUCAAACAUGCAAGCUCCACACACACAUAAUCCAGGCAGAGACUCAAACCCUGAUCCUAGAGGUGGAAAGCAACAGCAUUAACCACUGCACCAACAUGAGUUCCCAAGAGGAAACAUCGUUUGUGAUAAUAACAAAGAUAAUUGGUUGGUGAAAAAGAAAUUAGAUUAGAGUUUUGAAGGCAUUACUGAUGCAACUGCUAGAAGUUAUGAGGGUCAUGGACAGUACUACUAUAAGGCUACCCCAUCACUAGUAUCAGGUCCAACAGUGGACAGUAUCACUAUAUGGUUACACCAUCACUGUUCUCAGCUCUAAGAAGAGUGGGCAGUUCUACUGUAUGGUGACACCAUCACUACUUAUCAGCUCUGCAGACAGUGGUCAGUACUACUGUAAGGUUACACCAUCACUACUAUCAGCUCUAUGGACAGUGGUCAUGUUAAAGUUUACACUUCAAAUUUUUACCGGAACAUGCAAAUAUGAACCCCUAGUUUCACUUGUUGUUUUUUACAGGUCAUUUAAAAUCAAAAAUUAUAUUUUCGAUUGUGGGAGUAUUACUCAUUGUGUUAAUAGGAGCUGUUGUGAUUAUUGUUUACAUUAAAAGGUAAGUGCAUUGCCUUUUAAUACCACAAUAUUGGUUUCUAUUACAUUUAUAAUGAAAUCUCUGCUCCUGUGUAUUGCUUGUUUAAUUUGUCUGUUU